UUGAAAUCGAAUCGUUAAAACUUUCGAUAAUUUCAAAAAAAAGUUGCAGGGCAGAAAUAAACUUCCCUUUCAUUAUUGUUAGGCUCAUAUAUUGGGCUAUUUUUGUAUGAUGAUGAUUUUCAAUUAACUCAUAGCAUAACAUCCAGUGAGUGAAUGAACAGAAAACCAUGGCAAACCAUCAACAACAAUCGAUGAAAAUAACUUUGAUCAUUUGGUUGAUUAUCAUUAUUUGUAAUAAAUCAUUAUUGAUUGAUGGCAGCAAUGAUGUUGGCUGGAAAAUGGUGAAUGGAAUUGCAAUGUCACCAUCAUCGAAUCAAAUGGAACUAUUUCGUUCUAAUCGUCAACCUAAUGAUACCAUUGAUGAUGAACCAUGUGAUACAACUGUUAAUCAAUGUAUGAAUUGGUGUGGCGAAAUUGUCAGACGACCAGGAAAAUGCCCCAAUGGACAAAUGUGUUGUUUAUUAAUUUAUUGAUUUGAUAAAUUGUUAUGUUUGUCAGUGUUGUUUUUGUUAAAUUG
Messenger RNA from Dermatophagoides pteronyssinus (European house dust mite), 517 nucleotides. RefSeq names its product small ubiquitin-related modifier-like. NCBI's taxonomy places the organism in Eukaryota, Metazoa, Arthropoda, Arachnida, Sarcoptiformes, Pyroglyphidae. Gene Ontology annotation, molecular function: protein binding. The record is from RefSeq and is a predicted model, not a curated record.